UUGACAGUUUUCACAUGCCGAUCGUCAGUGGCGUUUAAUAUCUACGUUAUUCUGGCGAAACUCUUGUGCCGUUCUUUUAAUUGGCAAAAAUGGGCAAAGACGACGCUGAAACAAUAGCCCUGAAGAAAGAAUUGGAAGAUCUCAUCAACAAAUGCAAGGACGAUCAAAAAAAACAGCAGGACACAACGUUGGAGCAAGCGUGUGGCGGAGUGGCAGACGCUUCGAAAGUCAGAUUAUCAACUAAGAAGCUGCUGAAGGGCCAUAUCAAUAAGGUCAACUCGGUACAUUACAGUGGCGAUAAUCGACACUGCGUGACUGGAUCGUUGGAUGGGAAAUUGAUCAUUUGGGAUUCAUGGACUGGCAACAAGGUGCAGGUCAUCCCGUUACGGUCGGCCUGGGUGAUGUCGGUGGCCUUCGCGCCGUCCGGCAAUUUUGUCGCGUGCGGCGGCAUGGAUAACAUGUGCACCGUCUACGACGUGAACAACCGCGACGCCACGGGGUCCGCCAAAAUCGUGCGGGAACUGCUGGGUUACGAGGGAUUCCUAUCGUCCUGCCGAUUCCUCGACGAUAAAAAGAUCAUCACCGGAUCUGGUGACAUGAAAAUCUGCAUGUGGGAUCUCGAAGCCAACAAGAAGACGACGGACUUCGAGGCGCACUCGGGUGACGUGGUGAGCAUCAGCCUGUCGCCCGACGGCAACACUUACGUCACCGGCUCCGUCGACAAGACUUGCAAGCUGUGGGAUUUGCGGGAGGAGAAAGCCAAGCAAACAUUCUUCGGCCACGAAGCUGACGUAAAUUCCGUUUGCUAUCAUCCCUCCGGGCAAGGUUUCGUAACAGCUUCCGAGGACAAGACGGCGAGACUGUGGGAUUUCAGAUCCGAUCAGCAAUUAGCCACCUUCAAGCCGCCGAGCUCGAAUCCCGGAUUUACAUCGUGCGGCUUAUCUCUGAGCGGCAGAUUCAUAUUUUGCGGCAGUGAUGACAAUUCCAUACACAUAUGGGAUGCAUUGAAGAACCAACACAACGGUGUCUUGUCGGGCCAUGAGAAUAGAGUGACAUCACUUAGCGUCUCCGGCAAUGGAAUGGCAGUGGCUAGCUGCUCCUGGGAUCAGAACGUUCGAAUUUGGGUGUAAAGCACACAUAAUUUAUCACACGCCAGAGCUGUCAAUCGACGAGAAUCCUGAACAAAAUAUAUCAACAGAAAUGUAUUCAUGCUAAAAGCCGAUCGAUCCUUCUCGCAUGAAAUCUGUACAGCGACUUUUGUUAAUUAAGUUCUUAUCGAUAUACAAGCUAUUGCAUUUCACUUAUACUUACGGCAUAUCUUAAUGUACAUUAAAAUGCUCUUUCCGUUUGCAAUUUGCAUUAUUAACUGAAUAAUACAAAGUACACGAGUGUUUUAUUGAGAUAUGAAUUCUGAAUCCAUUCUGUGUAUCAGAAAUAAAUCUCCAUUCUAUAAA
Messenger RNA from Linepithema humile (Argentine ant), 1454 nucleotides. It is a transcript of the gene Gbeta76C, whose product is annotated as guanine nucleotide-binding protein subunit beta-2. Gene Ontology annotation, cellular component: cytoplasm; heterotrimeric G-protein complex. The record is from RefSeq and is a predicted model, not a curated record. Gene Ontology annotation, biological process: G protein-coupled receptor signaling pathway. Gene Ontology annotation, molecular function: protein binding; signaling receptor complex adaptor activity. Lineage: Eukaryota; Metazoa; Arthropoda; Insecta; Hymenoptera; Formicidae.